AUGGCGGCGUAUCCUCCCGUGACACCUGCAAAUGGUGCAAACUUCACUCAAAUAAUCCAUAAGCACACCUACCCUUUCAUUGAUUCUAGAUCCAAAGCAAAUCAUGCCGGCCGUGCUGUUUUCGUGUCCGGAGGCAGUCGUGGAAUCGGAAAAGCCAUUGCUAUUUCAUUCGCUCAAGCUGGUGCCUCGUUCAUUGGACUAGGAUGUCCCGACGGCUUCGGGGAUCCCCCUGUCAAUGUCGAGAUUGAGAAUGCAGCGAGACAAUGCGGUCGACCGGCUCCCACAGUCCUCUUACUUCAUUUAGACGUGACGGAUAGUGCGUCGGUAGCGGCAGCAGCGGCCAGAAUGCAGGAGUCUUCGUCGAGGCUGGAUGUCUUGGUGAACAACGCAGGGUUCAUGACCCAGGCUCUUCCGAUAGUAGGAGCCGGCAAUGAUUCAUGGUGGAAGACUUUUGAAGUCAACCUGAGAGGGAUCUUCUUGAUGUGUAAAUAUUUUACACCUCUCUUACAUGGAACAACAGAUGGCCUGAAGACACUCGUCAACGUCAACUCAGUGGCGUCCCUGAAUCUCCGUCCCGAAGCAAGUGCAUAUGGCACGUCCAAAUUCGCCGUCCUGAAAUUCACCGAGUUCCUGCUUGUGGAGCAGAGAAAACAGGGACUCCUGGCGUUCUCCGUGCAUCCUGGGGGAGUCAUGACUCAGCUGGCAGAAGCAAUGCCUAAAGAAACACACCCGACUUUCACCGACAGCCCGUCAUUGGCCGGGGAUACAAUAGCCUUUCUCACGUGUGAAAGACGAGAAUGGCUCGCUGGAAGGUAUCUCAGCUGUACUUGGGACAUGGAGGAGCUUUUUGCGAGACGAAAGGAGAUAGAGGAGGGUGACAAGUUGAAAGUGCGGCUUGUUAUGUAG
This is a messenger RNA of Cladophialophora psammophila CBS 110553, 906 nucleotides long. RefSeq lists its product as uncharacterized. Lineage: Eukaryota; Fungi; Ascomycota; Eurotiomycetes; Chaetothyriales; Herpotrichiellaceae. Bases 1 to 906 code for a protein of 301 amino acids. Gene Ontology annotation, molecular function: oxidoreductase activity, acting on the CH-OH group of donors, NAD or NADP as acceptor. The transcript is spliced from 3 exons. The record is from RefSeq and is a predicted model, not a curated record.